ACAAUAAUUUGGUUAGAUAUUUGUCCAUAUACAUUCUUGCCUACUGAUAAUAAUAUGGACAUGGAUAUUGGACAUUGUCCAAAGUUGUCUAUGUCCACUGAUUUUUUUAUGGACAUUGUCUAUGUACAUCA
This is a messenger RNA of Scutellospora calospora, 131 nucleotides long. The record is from the annotation of a GenBank genome assembly. NCBI's taxonomy places the organism in Eukaryota, Fungi, Glomeromycota, Glomeromycetes, Diversisporales, Gigasporaceae.